This is a messenger RNA of Oenanthe melanoleuca, 3245 nucleotides long. RefSeq names its product DIS3 homolog, exosome endoribonuclease and 3'-5' exoribonuclease (gene DIS3). The record is from RefSeq and is a predicted model, not a curated record. NCBI's taxonomy places the organism in Eukaryota, Metazoa, Chordata, Aves, Passeriformes, Muscicapidae. Gene Ontology annotation, cellular component: nuclear exosome (RNase complex); cytoplasmic exosome (RNase complex). Gene Ontology annotation, biological process: rRNA catabolic process. The transcript is spliced from 21 exons. Gene Ontology annotation, molecular function: 3'-5'-RNA exonuclease activity; RNA binding; endonuclease activity. Bases 121 to 3009 code for a protein of 962 amino acids.
GCGCGCCACGCCAUCACCGCGGCGACCGGGGCGCCGCUUCCCGCGCCGCUCGCCGCUUCCUGCGCCCUUCCCGCUUCCCGUCCCGCUUCCCGUCCCGCUUCCCGUCCCGCUCCCCGCGCCAUGCUGACCUCGCGGACGUUCGUGAAGCGCACGCGGGCGGGCGCGGUGGUGAAGGUGGUGCGCGAGCAUUACCUGCGCGACGACAUCGCGUGCGGCGCCGCCGCGUGCCGCCUGUGCACCGGCACCGGCAGCGGGAGCGGCAGCGGGAGCGCGCCCGGGCUGGAGGCGCGGCCCAGCGGCCCCGCCAGCAGCCUCUGCCCCGGGCCGCACUUCCUCCUGCCCGACACCAACCUGAUCCUGCACCAGAUUGAUAUCCUUGAAGAUCCUGUUAUUAAGAAUGUCAUUGUGCUGCAGACUGUCCUACAAGAAGUCAGGCAUCGGAGUGCACCAGUGUACAAGCGAAUUAGGGACAUGAUUCAAAACCCAGAAAAACAUUUCUAUUCUUUCACCAAUGAGCAUCACAGAGAAACAUACAUAGAGCAGAACCGAGGAGAAACUUCCAAUGACCGCAAUGACAGAGCCAUUCGGGUAGCAGUGAAAUGGUACAGUGAACACUUGAAGAAAACAGAGGAUGAGGAAAAGAUUCAAGUUAUCCUUUUAACAAAUGACAAAACUAAUAAAGAGAAGGCUCUGGAGGAAGGAAUAACUGCUUAUACAUGUGAGGAGUAUAUAAAAAGUUUGACAGCUAAUCCUGAGCUUGUAGAUCGUCUCGCUUGUGUAUCUGAUGAAGGGAAAGAAAUAGAAGGUGGAAAAGUAAUAUUCCCAGAACAUAUUCCUCUUAGCAAAUUGCAGCAAGGAAUAAAAUCUGGUAUUUACCUCCAAGGAACUUACAGGGCAAACAGAGAGAAUUAUCUUGAAGCUACUGUUUGGGUACAUGGAGAUGCUGAAGAAAACAAAGAGAUAAUUAUACAGGGACUGAAACAUUUAAACCGAGCAAUUCAUGAAGAUGUUGUAGCUGUGGAGCUGUUGGCAAAAGAUGAGUGGGUGGCACCAUCCUCAGUGGUCUUGCAAGAUGAUGGCCAGAAUGAAGAGGACAUUGAAAAUGAAGACGAGAAAGAAAACAUUCUGAAGACUUCCGUUAACAAGGACAUGCUGAGGCCUACGGGAAGAGUAGUGGGCAUUAUAAAAAGAAACUGGCGGCCGUAUUGUGGGAUGCUUUCCAAGUCACAGAUCAAAGAGGCAAGGCGCCAUUUGUUUACACCAGCUGAUCGCAGAAUUCCUCGCAUUCGAAUAGAAACCAGACAAGCAGAUACACUGGAAGGGCAAAGAAUAAUUGUUGCCAUUGAUGGUUGGCCCAGGAAUUCCAGGUAUCCUAAUGGUCAUUUUGUAAAGAAUUUGGGAAGCGCUGGAGAUAAAGAGACAGAGACAGAAGUUCUUCUGCUUGAACAUGAUGUCCCUCACCAGGCUUUUUCCCAGGCUGUCCUUAGUUUCCUACCAAAAAUGCCAUGGAGCAUUACAGAAGAGGAUAUGAAACACAGAGAGGACUUAAGGCAUCUGAGUGUUUGUAGUGUUGAUCCUCCGGGUUGCACAGAUAUUGAUGAUGCAUUACAUUUUAGAGAAAUAGGAAAUGGAAAUCUAGAGGUUGGUGUACAUAUUGCAGAUGUCAGUCAUUUUAUUCGCCCAGGAAAUGCUUUGGAUGAGGAGUCAGUAAAAAGAGGAACAACAGUGUAUCUGUGUGAAAAAAGGAUUGAUAUGGUUCCAGAACUGCUUAGUUCCAACUUAUGCUCUCUGAGAUCUAAUGUGGACAGGCUGGCAUUUUCAUGCAUAUGGGAAAUGAACCAUAAGGCUGAAAUUCUAAAAACCAGAUUUACAAAGAGUAUUAUUAAUUCCAAGGCUUCUCUUACAUAUGCUGAAGCACAGAUGAGAAUCGAUUCAGCAACUAUGAAUGAUGAUAUUACUGUCAGUCUACGUGGACUAAACAAAUUAGCAAAAAUUCUGAAGAAGAAAAGAAUUGAUAAUGGAGCCUUGACACUUGCAUCACCAGAAGUUCGUUUCCACAUGGACAGUGAAACUCAUGAUCCUAUUGAUCUGCAGACUAAGGAGCUCAAAGAGACGAAUUCCAUGGUUGAAGAGUUCAUGUUGCUUGCCAAUAUUUCUGUAGCACAAAAAAUUUAUGAUGAGUUCCCAGAAUUUGCCUUGCUCCGGAAACAUCCCGCUCCUCCCCCAUCAAAUUAUGACAUCCUUGUGAAGGCUGCAAAGUCUAAGAAUUUGGAAAUUAAGACAGAUUCAGCAAAGGCUUUAGCUGAAUCAUUAGACAAAGCUGAAUCUCCUACAUUCCCCUACCUAAAUACACUGCUGCGAAUUUUGACCACUCGCUGCAUGAUGCAAGCUGUUUAUUUCUGCUCGGGAAUGGAUAAUGAUUUUCAUCACUAUGGUUUAGCCUCACCUAUUUACACUCACUUUACCUCACCUAUCAGAAGGUAUGCUGAUAUCAUAGUCCAUCGGCUUUUGGCAGUGGCCAUAGGAGCAGACAGUACUUACCCAGAACUUACAGAUAAACACAAACUGGCAGAGAUGUGUAAAAAUCUCAAUUACCGACAUAAAAUGGCACAAUAUGCACAAAGAGCCUCUGUGGCAUUCCAUACACAGCUAUUCUUCAAAACCAAGGGAGUAGUAAAUGAAGAUGCAUAUAUAUUAUUUGUAAGAAAAAAUGCAAUUGUGGUUCUGAUUCCCAAGUAUGGGUUAGAAGGAACAGUCUUCUUUGAAGAAAAAGAUAAAACAACACCAAAACUGGAGUACAACAGUGAGGUGCCAUCACUUACUGUGGAAGAUACAACAUUUCAUGUAUUUGAUAAAGUUAAAGUGAACAUUAUGUUAGAUGAUUCCAACAUCCAACAUCAGAAAAUGCGGAUGGUCUUGGUAGAACCCAAGAUAUCAGGAAAUUAUAUGCCUGCAGAGGCAAGCAGCAAGGAUGAACCAGAGAAAAAGAAAAAGAAACUACAAAAAUAGAUGGAUACAAAAGUUAAGAAGAAAUCACAAGUACUUGCAUUUACAUAUUUUUCCCUAUGGGCAAAAAAUGCUAGAAGCAGGUUUUGUUUACUUUUUAAAUACUUUUUAAUAAUUUGUAAAGAAUUUUUUUAAAGCUACUUUUUUAUGACUGUGAAUGGCAGAACAAGUUUUAAAAUCAUGUAUAUCUAGAUCUUUGUCCUGUGGGUGAAAAUAAAUGUUUCUGCAAAGUGAAGAAA